AUGUGCGGCAGCGACAUCUUCUUGGGCUUCCUGGCCAUUCUCUUUCCCCCCAUCGCUGUAUGGGUCAAGCGCGGCAUCUGCUCGGCCGACUCGUUCAUCAACAUCGCCCUCUGCUGCCUGGGCAUCCUGCCCGGCCUCAUCCACGCCUGGUACAUCAUCUCGCGCUACCCCGACCCGACGUACGACGAGCUCGCCCAAGAACCCGAGGGCGGCCGUGUGACAUACUACUAUGUCCAGCAGAGUCACCGUCCCUCCGUGAGCAGCUCAAGGGGCCCUGGCUAUGGCACCAUCACCGGCGCUCCCAGCAGUCAAGCCGAGGGCUCGCAGCCCCAGCAGUACCGUCAAGACCAGCAGAUGCCUAGUGCCUCGAAGAAGGGCGAUGCUGCAAACCCUCCCACUUAUGCCGAGGCUGUCAAGGGCGACAACAAGACGCAGUCGCACGACUAG
Messenger RNA from Aureobasidium uvarum, 447 nucleotides. Lineage: Eukaryota; Fungi; Ascomycota; Dothideomycetes; Dothideales; Saccotheciaceae. The record is from the annotation of a GenBank genome assembly.